AUGGUCAACCCCACGGUGUUCUUUGACAUAGCGUCCGAUGGCGAGCCCUUGGGCCGCGUCUCCUUCGAGCUGUUUGCAGACAAAGUUCCAAAGACAGCAGAAAACUUUCGUGCUCUGAGCACUGGAGAGAAAGGAUUUGGAUAUAAGGGUUCUUCCUUUCACAGGAUUAUUCCAGGAUUCAUGUGCCAGGGUGGUGACUUCACACGCCAUAAUGGCACUGGCGGCAGAUCCAUCUACGGAGAAAAAUUUGAGGAUGAGAACUUCAUCCUGAAGCAUACAGGUCCUGGCAUCUUGUCCAUGGCAAAUGCUGGACCAAACACAAACGGUUCCCAGUUUUUUAUCUGCACCACCAAGACUGAGUGGCUGGAUGGCAAACAUGUGGUCUUUGGGAAGGUGAAAGAAGGCAUGAACAUUGUGGAAGCCAUGGAGCGUUUUGGGUCCAGGAAUGGCAAGACCAGCAAGAAGAUCACCAUUUCCGACUGA
Messenger RNA from Chionomys nivalis (European snow vole), 483 nucleotides. RefSeq names its product peptidyl-prolyl cis-trans isomerase A-like. Gene Ontology annotation, biological process: protein peptidyl-prolyl isomerization; protein folding. The transcript has a single exon. NCBI's taxonomy places the organism in Eukaryota, Metazoa, Chordata, Mammalia, Rodentia, Cricetidae. The record is from RefSeq and is a predicted model, not a curated record. The coding region runs from base 1 to 483 and encodes 160 amino acids. Gene Ontology annotation, molecular function: peptidyl-prolyl cis-trans isomerase activity.